Molecule: messenger RNA, 3038 nt
Organism: Electrophorus electricus (electric eel)
Lineage: Eukaryota; Metazoa; Chordata; Actinopteri; Gymnotiformes; Gymnotidae
Gene: s1pr5b
Product: sphingosine-1-phosphate receptor 5b
Biological process (GO): G protein-coupled receptor signaling pathway
Cellular component (GO): membrane
Molecular function (GO): sphingosine-1-phosphate receptor activity
Source: RefSeq, a predicted model, not a curated record
CUCAGACGGUGCAGCGCUUCAGUAGGGACGCUAGUGGGGACAUUACAAUCUACUGGCCGCCCUUACACACACCAUCUUCGGAAGUGCAGUGUUUUGAAUUCUUGACCUAACUGGAACCUGGAAGACACUCAUCAGCACUGUCUGUCAGUGGGAAUUUUGGAAUGGAAUAGCAGAGAUGAAUUCCUUCAAGCUUGUGACUGGACACUUUAAGGUGGAGAAAAAAAUCUAACUGCAACAUCUUGGCUUGCUUUUUAUUCUCCUUGACCUUGGCUAGGGUUUGGACCAUGCCCAGUCGAAGACCUUUAGAUUGCUAACGCCACAACCCUGCAGAAGCCUAGAUCUACUAGCACAGAACAAUAAGUCACCCUAACAGAACAAUGGCCGCCACUCAGUCUGCAUACACAGACGCUUCUCCAACAGCAGAGCCUUUCACAGCCUCCUCCUCUUCCUCGCCGUCCUACCUGAUGGAAAUUUAUGAGGAUUACCAAAACAACGCUGUCCUCCAGGAACACUAUAAUUACACUGGGAAACUGAAGCAAGACCGAUACAAGGACGGCCUCAAACCGGAGGCCAUUGCCUUCCUUCUGAUCUGUUUGCUUAUUGUGCUAGAAAAUGCCAUUGUGCUGGUGGCCAUCUGGAAGAAUAAGAAGUUCCACCUGCCCAUGUACUAUUUAUUGGGCAACCUGACUUUGUCAGACCUUCUAGCUGGCUUCACCUACAUGGUCAAUAUAUUGAUGUCAGGGGCCAACACCCUCAAGCUGACCCCGCUGCUGUGGUUCCUUCGGGAGGCCGGGGUCUUUGUCACGCUGUCUGCCUCCGUGAUCAGCCUCCUGGCAAUUGCCAUCGAACGGCACAUCACUAUGAUAAAGAUGAAGCCCUACCACGGCGCCAAACGAAACCGUAUGUUUGCCCUGAUCGGCGCCAGCUGGGCGCUGUCCGUAUUGCUUGGCGUGCUGCCCAUAAUGGGCUGGAACUGCCUUGGUGAGUUGCAGCUCUGCUCCACUGUGCUGCCGCUCUACGCCAAGAGCUACGUGCUCUUCUGCGUGUCAGUGUUCAGUGCUGUGCUGCUGGCCAUCGUGGUGCUGUACCUGCGCGUGUUCCUCACGGUCAAGUCCAACACACGCCGGCUGGGAAGUCUGCAGCGCAAGGGCUCAGUGCGCCGCUCGCAGAAGUACAUGGCCCUGCUCAAGACGGUUACCAUCGUGCUGGGUGCCUUCAUCGCCUGCUGGCUGCCGCUCUUUGUCCUCCUGCUGCUCGACUUCAUAUGCGACAUUGGUGGCUGCAGCAUCCUGUUCAAGGCGGACUACUUCCUGGUUGUGGCGAUGGUCAACUCGCUGAUCAACCCUGUGAUAUACACGUUGACAAGCAGGGACAUACGCAAAGCCAUCCUCAAGCUCCUCUGUCGCCACUGCCUGAUCACCAAGGACGGGCAGGUGAAGAAGUUUGGCAUGCCUUUCCUGGAGUGCAGCUUUAGCAAGACAGAGCAGACUGCACCCCAAGGCCUGGAGACCACCAUUUCGUCUGGGAACGGCACGUCCUCCCCCAUACGAACAAUUUACCCAAAACCCAAAUCCGUCAAGCUGUGAGCACUCGGCCUGUCGCCAGGUGCAGUUACGUGGCGUAAAUUUGCUUAAUGCCCUGAGGAAGGCCUCAAGCUUAUGGGCACAGCCUUUAAAGAUGAUCUAAAUGUUUGAGAGUCCUGAGGACAGGUGGUGCUUGCACGCAAGCAAUCACAAGUAAAGCAGGAGCUCUAGCAAGUUUGCGCUGAGUAAGCCAUUAUUAAGUCAGAUCAAAGAACUAGCUCUGUUUGACCACAGUCAUGGAAAGCAUCAGACAGAUUGCUUCUCCCAGCAUGAGAACCUGUCAUGGGCGCCUUUUCUCCAUGAUCUUGUAAAGGUCCAAUAUGAAGGACACACAGGGCUGAAACACUCUUUGUGGGGCUGGCCAAAUAUGAACACAGACAGAACUGUGGCAUCUUGGGUUGAGAGCAGUGCGUAAAUUCCAAAUCAGGUAUGGCCGGACAGUAGUACCACCAAAAUGUCCAAUAACACCACCUCUGCACCCAAAAGACAGUACCCAACCAUAGUGUGUCUUUGUCCUUCUCUGUUUUAGAACACACUGUGAGUCUGUAGGAGGCCAGCACCAAAGGAUUCAAUAAACUCUGUACAAGCGCAGACUUGCUAACUGGCAAUCACUAGUUCAAAAGUCAGAUAACUUUAGAAGCAUUAGAAUAUGUUGAGUAAUGAACAAAUGUACAGAAUCUUGUGUAAAAAACUAAGGCAGUUAAUAGAUCUUGUUCGGUGGCACAGACACAGGAAUCACAAAGCCAAUGAAGAAUGGAGGCCUGGUAGAAUAACCCCUUGAGAAUUUCUGCAGGGAGACAGAGGCCUUAUAUUGUAAGCACUUGGAAUUAACAUAAAAGUUGUUGUUGUUGUUGUUUGGUUGCUUUUGUUGUUUUUGGCAAGGUCCAAAAUUUCAAUAGGAAUAUGCUGCAGUCCUGUAAGUCACAGUCCACCAACAUAGCCUUUACAGUGAGACAACCACUAUUUCAGUGCAGAUCAUUUCCAUCUGAUUGUUCUCUCAGUCUGUCACUAAAGCCAAUGUGUCAUUCAGGUCAUGCAGUGCCAGUGCCGGUAUGGUGUGAGAGUCAGUAUGAUGAAGACGAUGCUGUAUUACAGCUAAUGCAAUGCACACCCGUUGACCACAGGAGAUUAAAUCAGCAUGUUGCCCUGGUAAUGUGAGAAGCAAAGUUGCCGCUUUUUUAGGAAGCCUGCAAACAUCGCAAGGCACUGUGAUCACUCUUCCCAUGAACUAUGGUCAGACAACUGGCUUUAUUUCUUGAAUGUAAGUUAUAUUUCAGUCAGGGGGUAGCACUGUGUACAGUUGUUUGUUGGGUUUUUCUUGCAUUACAAUGCAUUUGAAAGGCAAAUGAGCAUUAAUUGGAUUGUUACAUCUGCACAGAAUGUUUUUUAAUGUAUUUUUUUACUUGUUGAACUGAUCCUAAAUUAUGUGCUUUUUUGCAGUUUAACACUUUUAAA